Cyprinodon tularosa is the source of this 1118-nucleotide messenger RNA. RefSeq names its product zinc finger BED domain-containing protein 4-like. The transcript has 3 exons. The coding region runs from base 61 to 648 and encodes 195 amino acids. Lineage: Eukaryota; Metazoa; Chordata; Actinopteri; Cyprinodontiformes; Cyprinodontidae. The record is from RefSeq and is a predicted model, not a curated record.
GCAGAGAAAAACAUCUUUCUUGGCUACCUGGCUCCAACCAUUGUGCAGCUGCAAUGUGAUAUGAAUGACCUGUUGGAUGAGAGCAAAAAGCCCACUGCAGCAGAUGGUCUCAUUACAUGCCGACCCCUCAUAAAGAGUAUCUUGGAGUCACUGAGCACAAGGCUGGCAGGUCUUCUGGAGAAGAGGGACCACAUACUCUCUGCUAUGCUGGUGCCAAGAUUCAAGCUAGACUGGGUCCACGAUGAGGAAAAAAGUAAGCAGUACAGAUUGAUGCUGAAAAGAGAAUUUCAAACCCUCAACUCUGAUGACUCAGCUGCAAGAGACUCAGGUCAAGCCCAGUCCAGUGGUAAAAGUGACAAGAAAGAUCCUGCAGCAUCAUUCUUCAGAUUUAACAAAAAUCCUGAGGCUUUAAAAAAAUCUGAAGUGGACACCUAUUUGGAUGCUCCAACCACAGAUGGGUUUGAUGAAUUCAUGCAGUUUCCAAAGCUCAGAAGGCUGUUCAUAAAACACAACACUGCCCUGCCCUCAAGCGCUCCAGUAGAGAGGCUCUUUAGCAUCGGUGGUCUAAUAUUCAGACCGAGGAGAAACCGCCUGGGAGAUGCCAACUUUGAGAAGCAGCUGAUCUUGAAUGCCAACAAAAAGAUUUGAAGGAAGAAAAAACAGCAGAUCUACCAGGGAGAGACCACUGUGACCGAGGAUCUUCAUUCAGAUAAGGGAUUUUUGGGCUGGACAGAAAAUAACACUGUCCUUGGCCCUGCAUACUUUUCAUUUAUUAGUAUUAUUUUAGUUAUUUAUGUGGACUGUAACCAGUGACAGAUAAUCAUUCAGUUAAGUGAAUGAGUCAGUUAAGUUAUAAGUUAUUUUCACUCACUGGACAGAAAGUAGAAGCACAGUCCAUGGCCUUGGAACCAGACUCUGAGUCUUUUAAGUUAUUUUUUUUUUUUAUUUUACUUAUUCAAUGGCCAAAAAAUUGAAAAGUGGCUUGAUAAUGUUUAAAUGUUUUGCACUUUGAAUAUUGCACUUUCAAGUUCAACCUUUAAUUCCUACCUCAGCCUGGUCCCUCAGUUUUUGUUAGUUAAAUGUUCUUGAGGGUUUUACUAUUUUUGUAACUUGUUUGU